GAAGUUUCUACUUAUCAUAUAAAAGCCUUGCUUCGCGUUGUACUCUGAUUUGCUUCCAUUUAACUGUACAAAACCAAUGAAGUUCGUUGUAAUAUUGUUCUUCUCUCUUAGUUUCUGCAUCCACUAUUCUUUGGCAGUUGAUGACACCUUAAAACCAAACCAAACUCUCCAAGACACCGGCCAAACUCUGGUCUCGACCGGGGCAAAAUUCAAAUUAGGCUUUUUCAGCCCACCGAAUUCCAAGGACCGCUAUGUAGGAAUAUGGUUCAACAAUAUUGCAGAACUCACACCCGUCUGGGUCGAAAACAGAGACAACCCUCUCACAGACUCGUCGGGUAUCUUCAAAAUCACCGAAACCGGAAACAUAGUAAUCCUCAGCAACAAAACGGAGAACCCCAUAUGGUCCUCAAAUUCAUCAGCGAAAGACCCAACUUUGCAGCUCUUAAACACAGGAAACCUCGUGGUUAGGGAUGGAAGUAAUGGAAACUAUACAUGGCAGAGUUUCGACCAUCCCUGUGAUUCGCUCAUAGCAGGUAUGAAGCUGGGUUGGGACUUCAAAACUGGUCAAAAUUGGAAGCUGAACUCCUGGAACAACCUCCAAGAUCCAUCCACCGGAAUCUACACGUAUGAAAUGGACCGUAACGGGAUUCCACAGCAUCUUCUGCGCAGAGGCCAAGACAUCCUGUACAGAAAUGGUCCUUGGGAUGGUGUUCGAUCAGGCGGGGACCCAACUCCCAUGCGACAGCAAUCAGUCUUUAUCCCCAAAUAUGUUGUCAACGAAACCCAUAAUUACUAUACCUUCGACAACGCCGACAAUUCCACGCUUACCAGGUUCGAUUUGAAUGCAUUGGGAUCUCCAACCCAGCAAAGGUGGGACCCCACGACCGCCAGUUGGAUUCUCAUCUUCGCGAUGCAGAAAGAGGAUUGUGACACGUUCGCACGUUGUGGUCCUAAUGGCAUCUGUGUCGAUAAUGUUUGCCAUUGCCCAACUGGAUUUGUUCCAAAAGCACCAGAAGCCUGGGCUGCGGGGAAUUCAAGCAGCGGGUGCAUACUGAAGACGAGCUUGAACUGUAGCGCCAACGAGGGGUUCAAGAAGUUCUCUAAGUUGAAGUUGCCGUACAAUUCGGAGUUUACGGUGAACGGAACGGUGGUGAAGAAGGAGUGCGAGUUGAUUUGUAGGAGAAACUGCUCUUGCGUGGCUUAUGCUGUUGCUAAGGUUGGUGGGUGUGUGGUGUGGUCUGGGGAGCUGUUUGAUAUGAGAAGUUUCAGUGUUGGCGGGCAAGAUGUGUAUAUUCGAAUGGAUGCUUCUGAAUUGAAAUCCGAUGAGAAUGAAAAAAAAAGGGCUGUGAUCAUCGCAGUGUCAGUUGUCUCAGGGUUUGUUCUGUUGUUUUUGGUGGGAGGGUAUAUCAUCAGGAAGAGGAGGAGGGCCUCCCGCUCACACAUAAGCCAAUUUGAUAACGCAGUAACCAAUUCAAAAGAACAUGAACAUCCCAUUCUUCUUGAGAAUGACGUAGAUCAGCUACCUUCAUUUGACAUGGAUACCAUUUCCAAUGCAACUGACAACUUCUCCUCUACAAACAAAAUUGGAGAGGGCGGUUUCGGUCCGGUUUACAAGGGUAUGCUCCCUACCGGACAAAAAAUAGCAGUGAAGAGACUUUCUAAAGAUUCUGGACAAGGCAUUGUAGAGUUCAAGAAUGAGGUGGUUUUAAUUGCAAAGCUUCAACAUUGGAAUCUUGUGAGGCUGCUGGGAUGUUAUAUUCAAGGAGAGGAGAGGAUGUUGAUCUAUGAGUACAUGCCCAAUAAAAGCUUGGACUUAUAUAUAUUUAAUCAAACAAGGGGUACUGCACUUAAUUGGCCAAAGCGAUUUGACAUUAUAGUGGGAGUUGCUCGAGGACUUCUUUAUCUUCACCGAGAUUCAAGGUUGAGAAUUAUUCAUCGAGACCUUAAGGCUAGUAAUAUCCUCUUAGACGAUGAGAUGAAUCCCAAGAUAUCAGACUUUGGCAUGGCGAGAAUAUUUGGAGGUGACCAAAAUGAAGUAAAUACUAACAGAGUAGUUGGAACAUAUGGUUAUAUGUCUCCAGAAUAUGUAAUAGAUGGGCACUUUUCAGUGAAAUCUGACAUCUUUAGCUUUGGAGUCAUGGUUUUGGAGAUAGUAAGUGGAAAGAAGAACAGAGGAUUUGAGCAUCCUGAUCAUGAGCACAACCUCUUAGGACAUGCGUGGAAUUUGUGGAAUGAAGGUAGGCCAAUGGAGCUGAUGGAUAGUUUGAUGGAAAACGUUUCUGUAUCAGAAGUGUUGAGAUGUAUCCAAGUUGGUCUAUUGUGUGUUCAAAAACGCCCUGAAGAGAGGCCCUUAAUGUCAUUUGCUCUUUCCAUGUUGGAUAGCGAAAAUGCUUCAUUGCCACAACCUAAACAACCUGGAUUUUACACUGAAAGAGCUUUUAUAGAAACUGAUUCCUCUUCAUUAUUGAAUAAGCCAAAUGCUUCUACAGAAAUAACUGUUACAAUAUUGCAAGGCAGAUAAACAAUCAAAUUAAUCGUUGAUGCCGUGAGAAAGAUUUUGUUGUUAUCUACACCAGUUCUUAGAAUUUUUACGGAUUUCAAGUAUUUUUUUUAUUUUCUAUGAAUCGUCCAAUAAUAACAGGAAUGUAGAAGAAAAAAUACGGUAGUCGGUUGGCACACGUUUACUGAUGAUAUAUAACUGUGAAUGACAAUUUCCCUGUUCAUUAUGAGUGAAGCAUCGAUAUUAGUAGAAUUUAGACAUCGUUGGUGUUUUGGUGGCAAGUCUAUGCUGAAUAUAU
This is a messenger RNA of Morus notabilis, 2798 nucleotides long. RefSeq names its product G-type lectin S-receptor-like serine/threonine-protein kinase At4g27290. Bases 77 to 2521 code for a protein of 814 amino acids. Gene Ontology annotation, molecular function: ATP binding; protein serine/threonine kinase activity. Lineage: Eukaryota; Viridiplantae; Streptophyta; Magnoliopsida; Rosales; Moraceae. Gene Ontology annotation, biological process: recognition of pollen; protein phosphorylation. The transcript has 7 exons. The record is from RefSeq and is a predicted model, not a curated record.